Molecule: messenger RNA, 5878 nt
Organism: Electrophorus electricus (electric eel)
Lineage: Eukaryota; Metazoa; Chordata; Actinopteri; Gymnotiformes; Gymnotidae
Gene: vav3a
Product: vav 3 guanine nucleotide exchange factor a
Biological process (GO): cell migration; intracellular signal transduction; regulation of GTPase activity
Cellular component (GO): plasma membrane; cytoplasm
Molecular function (GO): guanyl-nucleotide exchange factor activity; protein binding
Source: RefSeq, a predicted model, not a curated record
AGAGAGAGAGAGAGAGAGAGAGAGAGAGAGAGAGAGAGAGAGAGAGAGAGAGAGAGAGAGAGCACAAGACAGAGUGCACACAUUGCCGAUGAAAUCGCUUAACCUCUGUGUUUUCUGCCUUGCAAAUGGGGAAGUAGAAACGAAGCCUGCUUUCGGAGUUUCAGUGUGGCAGAAGCUGUCAUAAGCGCAAUUUCAGAUCUUUAGAUCGUAAGGGUUAAGGCAAAGUAGCUGCUUGCGCUUACUGAAAACGAUGGAGUACUGGAGACAAUGCGCCUCAUGGUUGAUCAACUGCAAGGUGCUCCCACCGAACCAUCGGGUAACAUGGGAAUCGGCACAGGUAUUCGACCUUGCCCAGACUCUGCGGGACGGGGUGCUUCUGUGUCAGCUUCUCAACAACCUGCAAGCACAGACCAUCAACCUAAAAGAGAUCAACCUUAGGCCACAGCUGUCACAGUUCCUUUGCUUGAAGAACAUCAGGACAUUUUUGUGUGCUUGCUUGGAGGUCUUCGGAAUGAGGAAGAGUGACUUGUUCGAACCCUUUGACCUGUUCGAUGUAAGGGAUUUUGGCAAGGUUAUGGACACACUGUCCAAACUUUCAAACACAACAGCUGCACAACAAACUGGAAUAAGGCCAUUUCCAACAGAAGAAAGCGUAGAGGAUGAGGACAUCUAUAAUCACCUGGAGGACCUAAUAGAUGAGAAUGGUGUGGAUGAUGAGGAAGACCUGUAUGACUGUGUAUAUGAUGAUGAUGGUGGGGAGGUGUAUGAAGACCUGAUGAAAGCAGAAGCAGUACCUCCACCGAAGCAAGCUGAGAUGGACAUCAGGUUCUGUUGUCUGGCUGAGAUCAGACAGACAGAGGAGAAGUACACCGAGACACUGGAGUCUAUAGAGAGAUGCUUCUUAAGGCCUCUGGAGCAGUUUCUGAGCCCUGUGGAGAUCGAGAAGGUCUUCGUCAACAUUCCUGAACUUGUGAAAGUGCACAAAGGCCUUCUGCAGGACCUCCAGAACUCUAUCAGUCACCAAAGUGCCAGCAACCUCUUCCAGGUCUUCAUUGAUUACAAGGAGAGGUUACUCAUCUAUGGGGAAUACUGCAGCCAUGUAGAAACAGCCAUUGCUUGUCUGGAUAACAUCUGUAAGGAUAAAGAGGAUGUGAGGCAGAAAUUAGAGGUCUGUUCUAAAAGAGCAAAUAAUGGGAAGUUUACGUUAAGAGACCUCCUCGUCGUUCCAAUGCAGAGAGUCCUAAAGUAUCAUCUUCUCCUACAGGAAUUAGUGAAACACACUCAUGAUAGCACAGAGAAGAGCAACCUGCGCAGAGCCCUGGAUGCCAUGAAGGACUUGGCGCAGUACGUCAAUGAAGUGAAGAGAGACAAUGAGACAUUGAGGGAAAUUGACCAGUAUCAGAAAUCCAUCGAGAACCUAAACCAGUGCCUGCGAAACUAUGGGCGACCAAAAGGAGAUGGUGAGGUUCGAGUGACAUCGGUGGACAAACGAGCCAAACAGGACAGGCACAUCUUCCUGUUCGAUGCGGCUGUGAUCGUGUGUAAGAGGCGGGGAGAUGUGUAUGAAAUGAAGGAGGUAAUCGACCUCCACAGGUUCAAGAUCACCAACAACCCCACCUCAGAUAAAGAAAACAGAAAGUGGUCCCAUGGAUUCUACCUCACACACAACCAGGGUCAGAAUGGUUUUGAGUUUUUCUUCAAGACCAAAGAGCUAAAGAAGAAAUGGCUGGAACAGUUUGGCAUGGCAAUCUCCAACAUCCACCCGGAGAAUGGCACCAGCAACCUUCAUGAGUUCCACAUGCACACAUUUGACAGGAUCACAGCCUGCAGCUCCUGCAAGAUGCUACUGAGGGGGAUCUUUAACCAGGGCUACCAGUGCAGUAAAUGUGGUGAAGGGGCCCAUAAAGAAUGUCUUGGCAGGGUGGCUAUGUGUGGCAAAGGCAGCACCUCCGAUUCAGGAUCCUUUAGAACACAGGAACGAUCACACAGCCAGCGCACAGAUUCAGGCCUGCCCAAAAUGCUCGCAAUACGUAACUACUAUGGCAUCCCCAGUCCUGUCUGUGGUCCCCCUGUUAACAUGCAGGAGGGCGACAUCAUAGAGCUGAUUCGUGCAGACCUCCACAGCUCCUGGUGGCAGGGGAAGGUGUUGAUGACGAAAGAGGUUGGCUUCUUCCCCAGUGAUGCUGUGAAACCUUUCCCAUGUGCCAAACCUAUUGAUUACUCCCCUCAGCCAUGGUUCGUGGGGCGAAUGCAGCGGAUUCAGGCAGAGGCGGAGCUUGUGAACAGGAAGAACAGCACGUAUCUGGUGCGGCACCGAGGACAAGAGAGUAACGAGUACGCCAUCAGCAUCAAAUACAACAACGAUGUGAAGCACAUCAAGAUCUUAACCAGGGAUGGCUACUUCCAGAUCGCCGAGAACAGGAGGUUCAGAAGCAUCCUGGAGCUGAUUGAGUACUAUAAAAAUCACUCUCUGAAGGAGGGCUUCAGGACUUUGGACACCACCCUGCAGUUUGCCUACAGGGAGCCAGAGAAUGGAGCAACCAUUCCUGCAACAGUUCCAUUUCUCUACGGCCUUUCUUUUGUAACUCCUGCGGGCUACAGCUUUGUUCCUCCCUCCUGCGCCCCCUUCUGGUCAGUGUUAACGCCCAAGGUGAUUGGCGUGGCAAUCGCCCGCUACGACUUCUGCUCCAGGGACACACGGGAGCUUUCUCUGCAGGAGGGGGACAUAGUGAAGAUCUACACCAAGUCUGGCGCCAAUGGCUGGUGGAGGGGAGAGGUCAACGGACGGGUUGGUUGGUUCCCCUCCACAUAUGUGGAGGAAGGAGAGGAGUGACCCCAGCUGCCUGACCAGAAGCUAAAUCCUGGAGUGGAACCUUUGUUUACGGACUGGACUGGACGUGAGCCAGGUGCUGGCCCUGUUUUGAGAGGAGUCUGGGAGCUGGAGAGGGCUCUUUCUCUCUCUCUUCGCCACAUGGCAGAUUGUGCUGGCUCAGACCAGCUCUAGUAGUAUAACCCUGUCAGUCGGCCAACCAGCAGGGACCAGCCCCAAGUCCUCACCCAGAAGCCUCUCCUCAGUUUGGGCCAUGCUUCUAGACUGCUCCCCCUACAAGCCUCGGCACAAUUGGACUGUGUUUGUGUUUGUGUGUGUGUUUGUGUAUGUGUGUAUGGUAAUGUGAAGCAUGGGAGAGAAUAAGAAUCAUGAUAGGUGUGUGUAGGGCUGUGGUGGUGCGUGUGUGGGUGUCUUCUGACCUUGAGUCCCAUGUACCUGCAGCGUUAUUGAUGAUUCUGUUCCCUUUUGCUCUCGGAGGGAUGAUGUGGGAGGUGUGAGCUAUGUUGGGACACCCUCACCUCUCAGUCUCUUCACCCCCUCCCCCUUUCCACUCAGAUAAGAUCACUGUUCUCCCUGUUCUUCCCUCUUCCUUGAACAAAUGCCCCCUUCAAACACACUAACACACACGGACACGCGUACACACACAAACAGAAAACAUGCUGCCAUCUCUGCUGGAUGUGAUUGCUAUCAUUUUCUGUUUCUUUUCUUCACCAUACCACACACACACACACACACACACACACACACACACACACACACACACCUACACUUUUUUCCUCCUUCAGAAAAGCUGCGUGGUUGUUGUCUGUUUGGGUUUGCUUUGUUCUGUUGAUGUUUUUUUCCCUCUCUGUUGUUGCUCCUUAUCUCAGGAGAUGUUCAGUGGCCUGUCAUAACUUGUUUAUCUGAUUUGUGCAUUAGAGAGAGAGAGAGAGAGAGAGAGAGAGAGAGAGAGAGAGAAAGAGAGAGAGAGAGAGAGAGGGAGAGAGAGAGAGAGAGAGAGAGAGAGAGAGUAUUCUGACAGACCCAUAAUAAGCUCCUUCUCAGUCCAGUCCCCAGCAUGACUGGUUCUCACAGUCCAAGCUAGUUGGUCUACCACAACCAGUUCAUCUAUGACCAUCCUUAAACAAUAUAAAACCCUCUAGUAGCCAAGCACUAGUGUUCUCUUCCCAUCUCCAUGUUUGAAUAACAGGUGCAGGUGGGUGUAGUUUGGUGUAGGGUAGUGAUUUAAGGCCAAAACUGGGUUCUCCUUGUGUUCGCCCUGCUAUAAAACCCCUCAGCACAGGAAGCCCUGUAACUAAUGUACCUAAUGAGUUAAAUCAGGGGUGUUAGAGUCCCACAGUGCCCGUAAGCAGCUGCGCAGUGAGCAGUGUUUAAUUACAGCUGCAAAAGGGGAUGAUGAUGUGCACACCAGACUUUCUCAAAGCCUUUGACUUUUCUUCCGUGCAUGGCCGUGUGUUUGCAUUAAAGAUCCUACCACACUGGUCAAACAGAUGGCCACACAUGAAUGUUGGCGGUUGACUUUAGAAUGUUCAGACGAAGAACAGACAGCGAGCAUGGGGUAGAACAGUGCAGAUUUCCCAGCAGUCACGCGCAGAUAUACACAGGUGGGUGUGUUGGUGCUCGGUGCUGUUUGAUUGGUGGGAGAGGUCUCCGUGGGGUAUCGUGGAGUUCAGCGAUUGACCUCCCCGACCCCUGGAACUGACUGAGAAGUGAGCUGCAGAGGGCUUAUGGUGAUAAGCCCAUUUGCUUAGUGAAUCAGACGAACCUUCUUUUCGUCUAGACGGAUGAAGGAAUAUCCUCUUACUCUAAGAAAAAAAAAAAAAAACAUCAGGAGAGCGACAGCUUUGUACUUAAUUCAGCAGGUGAUGCCAAGAUAUAAAGUAUAUACACUGACAACAGCAUCAACAGACUUAUACCUUAAACAGACACACAACAACCAUCUUGAAUAGUAUAACAUGUAACAGCAGUCAGUGACAGUAACUGUCAGUUGCUUAAAAGUGAUAAAUGAUGUUCUCCACCAAAUUAUGGAAAGGUACUGUUUUUUUGCUAAUAUAUUUUUUUCUAUUUGAUAUUACAUUUGUACAAGUUCUCUGUUUUUUCAAGUGUUAGAGAUGAGAAGCAGCUUUUUAAGAGGAAAAUGUAUUUUUAAUCCAUGUGUCAUGAAGAAUUGUAUAGCUGAAGCAGUUUUACAGAUAUUUAUUGAUGUGUAUAAGGACAGGUUGGCUGUGCUAUGGUAGUGAUCUUAUUGUAUUUUCUAAUCUUUCAUUUAGUCCGCAGUUUAGAGCCAUAGCCACUAGAUGGCAGCAGCAUUAAUGGAUGAGUAUCACACGUCCUCUGAUUACCUCCAACCUCUUUUUCUCAUCCAGUCUUUUCCAUUAACCAGGCGGGCUGAUUCUCUUUAAAUACCAACCACUGACUUCAGUCUGUUCCUGUGCAUCUGUAGCAAUACAACGCAGUAGUUUCUUUCUUAUUCAUUUUGUUUUGUUUUUGUUUUUGUUUUGUUUUUUUGUUUUUUUAAAAGGAAAUUAAAGUUUUUACAUUCAAACAAAACACACAAAGCAGUGCAGGUGCAGGCCACACCAGUAGAAUUAUAAAUACGGUUCCUCACUCUCAGCUCUCCGCUCCUCUGAACCUGAUGACUCGGGGGGUAAUUUGGGCACCUUCUCCCUCUGCUGCUGCCAGGUGUAGAAGGGCCGAGCUGCGUCUGAAAUGGGGAGAAGUGGGGAGGGUGGAGGUCAGUACCCUGAGCAGAUUGCAGUUUACCUUUCUCCCUGCUUUGUAUGCUGUUUCCCGUGUCAACACUAUGGCCCUCAAUCCAACAGCAGGUUCCAGCACUGGUUUUCUCGGCUUUCAUUGCGGUAAUCUAUUCUCACCCCACUAAUCUGUCUACACUUCUGUCUUCCAGAGGGACAGAUUCUGGAGGUUUUAACAGGCCUUCAUAACAAUGGUUAGAUAUUAAAAUCCAUCGUAAUCUAUCCACCAUUUCUCCACUUUUCUCUCUCUCUCUCUCUCUCUCUCUCUCUCUCUCUCUCCGCCCCUCUGUCUUCC